AUGCCUUCCCAGGCAACUACACCAGUGGUUGCCAUUAUAGGUCCUUCAGCCAAAGAAGAGUCUUCUCAAGUCACAUCUCUUCAGUCCCAGGUAUUAAUCAUACUGGAGUUGGGUCUGUUCCGCUUACUGCUCUACGACGAUCAUGCUUCCAGACCAUUACUAUCCCAGGCCUUUGGACAAGCUCCAGUGCCUGGCCACAUUUGCACCAACACCAUGAAAAAAGUGGCCCGGGCCAUCAUUGAGAAGUACUACACUCUCCUGGGCAACAACUUCCACAUGAACAAGCGCCUGUGCAAGGAGAUUGACAUUAUUCCCAGCAAAAAGCUCCGUAACAAGAUAGCAGGCUAUGCCACACAUCUGAUGAAGCGGAUUCAGAGAGGUCCCGUGAGAGGUAACUCCAUCAAGCUGCAGGAGGAAGAGAGAGAAAGGAGAGAUAAUUAUGUUCCUGAGGUUUCAGCCCUAGAUCAGGAGAUCAAUGAAGUAGAUCCUGACACUAAGGAAAUGCUGAAGCUAUUGGAUUUUGGCAGCCUCUCCAAGCUGCAGGUCACUCCGCCCACAGUUGGAAUGAAUUUCAAAACACCACGUGGAGCCGUUUGA
This is a messenger RNA of Choloepus didactylus (southern two-toed sloth), 597 nucleotides long. RefSeq names its product 40S ribosomal protein S17-like. Gene Ontology annotation, biological process: translation. The coding region runs from base 1 to 597 and encodes 198 amino acids. The transcript is spliced from 3 exons. Gene Ontology annotation, cellular component: ribosome. Lineage: Eukaryota; Metazoa; Chordata; Mammalia; Pilosa; Megalonychidae. Gene Ontology annotation, molecular function: structural constituent of ribosome. The record is from RefSeq and is a predicted model, not a curated record.